This is a messenger RNA of Polyodon spathula (Mississippi paddlefish), 3547 nucleotides long. RefSeq names its product dual 3',5'-cyclic-AMP and -GMP phosphodiesterase 11A-like. Lineage: Eukaryota; Metazoa; Chordata; Actinopteri; Acipenseriformes; Polyodontidae. The coding region runs from base 263 to 2866 and encodes 867 amino acids. Gene Ontology annotation, molecular function: 3',5'-cyclic-nucleotide phosphodiesterase activity; protein binding. The record is from RefSeq and is a predicted model, not a curated record. Gene Ontology annotation, biological process: signal transduction. The transcript is spliced from 20 exons.
CGUUAAUUUACUGCAGAAUCGACAGUACUGCGCUCUAUUUCUUUAAGAGUGACUUCAGCAGGAUCUUUCUGUUUUUUUUUUUGUUUUGUUUUUUUGCAUAGGGAUUACACAGUACAAUACCUUUCGAUGACAAAAGUUCGCAGAUGUGUUUUAAGAGCAAUUCUACACAACUCAAACAGUUUCGCAAAAUGUUAAGAUCUGUCGAACGACACCCGACCAAGGAGAGGACUUAUACAUACAGUUUUUUGUCAAGAUUAUCAUCAUGACUGCCUUUAACUUUUCAGACGUGGAGGCAUUCUUGGAUUGUCACCCUGAUCUUUUUAAGCAGUACUUAGUUAGAAAGGAAAAAUGCGAUGUGGUGAGCAAGUGGCUCAAAGAACAACAGCCACCCAAAGCCUCAAUGGAAGAAAAACGGAGCCCUUCCUGGACAGCUAAGGGGGACGGAUUACAGAGACGAACAUCACACAUGGAGCUGCGGAGGAAUUUUGCUCGCUCCAGAGCUAUGACAGCACACAGGACCUACGAUGAGCAUGUUAACCUAAGUACUCAUGAUUCCCAGUCUAGCAUGAGGAGAAGAGCCCUCCUUAGGAAAGCCAGCUCCUUACCCUCAACAACAGCGCACAUUCUGAGCGCUUUGCUGGAAUCCCGGGUCAGUUUGCCCCAGUAUACUUCCAGCGCCAUCGAUAUCAAAUACCGACUCAAGGAGUCCAAUGAAAGGGAAUUUUUCCUGGAGCUGGUCAAAGACAUUUCUAAUGACCUGGACAUGACCAGCCUCAGCUAUAAGAUUCUUAUUAACGUGUGCAUUAUGGUUGACGCAGACAGGUGUUCCCUGUUCAUGGUGGAGGGUCCUCCACACAAGAGAACACUGGUGUCCAAGUUUUUUGAUGUCCAUUCUGGCACCAUAGUGCUCCCCUCUUCCAGUAUGGAGAAUGCCAAAGAAGUGCAGGUUCCCUGGGGUAAGGGGAUUAUUGGAUAUGUGGCAGAGCAUGGUGAGACAGUUAACAUCCCGAAUGCUUAUGAGGACCAUCGAUUCAGUGACGAGAUUGAUAAGCUGACAGUGUAUAAAACCAAGUCGAUUCUCUGCAUGACCAUCCGCAAUAGUGAUGGAGAAGUAACUGGAGUGGUGCAGGCAAUCAACAAGAACCCAAAUGGAGCUCCUUUUACUGAAGAUGAUGAAAAAGUGCUGCAGAUGUAUCUACCGUUCUGUGGGAUAUCGAUAUCCAAUGCGAAGCUCUUCUCAGAGUCCCGCAAAGAGUACGAUCGGAGCAGGGCCCUCCUGGAGGUUGUGAAUGAUCUUUUUGAGGAGCAAACGGAUCUGGAGAAGAUUGUGAGGAAGAUCAUGCAACGUGCCCUGACCCUGCUGCAGUGUGAGCGAUGCUCUGUCCUGCUGCUGGAAGAUACCGACUCUCCAGUUGUGAAGUUUUCAAAGACAUUUGAACUUAUGUCUCCUCUGUGCUGUACUGACCUCGAAAUCAGCAUGGAGAAGCUAUCCUGUUCUGAUUGGCUGAUAAACAACAGCAUUGCUGAGCUAGUGGCUUCCACUGGUCUUCCAGUGAACAUCAGCGAUGUUUGUCAGGAUCCGCGGUUUGAAGCUGAGGCAGACCAAGCAUCUGGGUUUCAUAUUCGUUCGGUACUCUGUGUGCCAAUCUGGAACAGAACUCAUCAAAUUAUUGGUGUUGCUCAGAUUCUCAACCGACUGGACAGAAAAACAUUUGAUGAUGCAGAUCAGAGGCUUUUUGAGGCUUUUGUCAUAUUCUGUGGUCUUGGGAUUAACAACACCAUGAUGUACAACCAGGUGAAAAAGACGUGGGCUAAGCAGUCUGUUGCACUUGACAUGCUGUCUUAUCAUGCCACUUGCUCAAAGACAGAGGUGGACAGGCUGAAGGCAGCGAAAAUUCCUUCAGUGAGCGAGCUAGGAAUCGAUGAAUUUUAUUUCAAUGACUUUUCCCUUGACAAAGAUGCAAUGAUAACAGCUUCACUACGGAUGUUUUUGGAGCUGGGAGUUGUUCAGAAAUUCAAAAUUGACUAUGAGGUUCUGUGUCGCUGGUUACUCACAGUGAGAAAGAAUUAUCGUACAGUUGCAUACCAUAACUGGCGCCACGCCUUCAAUGUUUCUCAGUGCAUGUUUCUUAUAAUUACAACGGACGGUUUUCAAGAGGUCCUUUCAGACACAGAAAUAUUGGCUUUGAUGGUUGGUUGUCUCUGCCAUGAUCUUGACCACAGAGGUACCAACAAUGCGUUCCAGGCAAAGAGUGGAUCUGCUCUGGCGCAGCUGUACGGAACCUCAGCCACACUGGAGCACCACCACUUCAACCACGCUGUGAUGAUACUGCAGAGCGAGGGUCACAAUAUUUUUGCUAAUCUUUGCUCCAAAGAAUAUAGCAGCAUGAUGCAGUUACUUAAACAAGCCAUCUUGUCCACUGACCUUACCUUGUAUUUUCAACAGAGAACUACAUUCUUUGCAUGUGUGCAGGCUGGUGAAUACCGCUGGAAUAAUGAUGAACACAGAGAAGUUCUCAGGUCUAUGCUUAUGACAGCAUGUGAUUUAGGAGCUGUGACACGACCCUGGGAAAUCUCAAAGCAGGUUGCGGAAUUAGUUACGAGUGAGUUCUUUGAGCAAGGAGACAGAGAGAGGGCAGAACUGAAGCUAACCCCCUCUGCCAUCUUUGACCGGAACAGAAAAGAUGAGCUUCCUGGAUUGCAAUUAGAAUGGAUUGAUGGGAUUUGCAGGCCGCUGUAUGAGGCACUGGUGAAACUGAAUGCCAAGCUGCAGCCCAUGAUGGAUGGGAUCAAUGCUAACCGUAGAAAAUGGGAGGAGCUUUACUUGUCCUACCAACAAUCCCACAGGACACAACCUGAAUCUUGAGGCAUUGGGACAGCGAAAUUCAUUUUGUGGCGGAGCAAACCCACUGUACUUUUUAUGUUCAUGACAGCUGAUAUAAAAUGAUGGGCCCUAUUCACACAGCUUUAACUCCUAAGUUAUUUAAAGACGUUCUUUAAAAAAAAAAAUAUAUAUAUAUGUUUUAAUUAAUUAAAUCACGUUUCACAUGGAAGAAAUGUUUCUAGAUUGUUUAUGAAUAUGUAAGAAAAAAGUAUUUACUUCUUAAACACACAAAACAGACUUUACAUAACUCACAAGUUGAAGCUGCGUGCUGCUCCAUUUACCUGCCCUUAUCAGCACCCAUACAAGUCCUGUUUGGCUUGGGAAUAGUUUAAGUAAGCACAUGUUAUUACAUGUUAUUUACUAAGCGAGAAAGAGUAGCAGCAAGAUGUUCAAGCAUAGCAGAGUAUUUUUUUCAAAAGCUAAACUUUAGAGUCAAAAGCAAGACUCGGGGACGACCGUGACAGAUUCCACAGUCCGGUGCAAAGACACAUAAAGGUAAGCGAGAUCAGGGGCAUUAGGAGGCUGUAAAAAACCAAUGUGCUUCCAUUCCCAUUCAUUCUCCAUUGUGUAUAAGUUAUAAGUAGGGCUUAGAUUUUUGGUUUUAACCGAUAAAAAACGAUAAAACAAUCCCUGAUACAAAAAAAUGAAAUUGACGUAUAGCCA